GGUCGCUUGCUAGGUGUUGUCUGCAGUACUUUGCUGACCAUCGCGAUUGUAGCUUAUCGCGUGUCAUUAAUAACCACCACCGAAUAAGAUUUACUAAAACUCAUAAAUAAAUUUUGCAAAAUGCCACGAAGCCAAGUUACCUGACAUAUAGUUUAUAUAAAAAAGACGCCGGUAUGGGCCGGUUCAGUCCAACCGAGAGAUAAAUCUCGGAGUUUUUAGUUUUUAUUAAAAUAUUCCGUGUAUCUGCGCAAAUGCAAGGAUCACGUAGAUUAGGAACAUGCGGGUUCUGUUCGAUGUUAUCCGGUCUCCUCCGGCGCGCGGUAUGCAUAGGAUCGCGUCGAGGCAGCAGCGAGUCCUUCUACCGCGAGCUGGGCAACCAAGACACAGUGAAAAUCGAAGAACGAUCGUCCGAUUUAUCUUCGAAUUCUUCAGACGACGCUGCCAACAUCAGCCCGGACUCGUACCGCAAUGGAGAAGGUGAGCCCGUUUCGAAAAAGUAUGGCCCAACGAGAGGGGAAAGAGCAGAAGAUCGGCACUCUGACAGGGAUAGCCCAGGAGCAGCAGCCUGUCCUUUGAGAGUAAAUAAAAAACGAAAAACGCAAAGCACAUCGGAAGAAGAACCAAUAUUAUGUCCGAAAACGGCUAUCGAAAUUUCAGAAGGAAGUACAGUACACCAAUCGCCACAGUUAUCUGACGACGCCGUUCUGGAAGGAGAUGAAGUCAAUCGGCAGGUGGCUUCUGUUGAGGGCAUGAAAACAGAAUGCAAACGAGAAACAGCACCUCGUACAAAAGAAAUUACAGGUGUCCGCUCGAAAGGAGAAACAGCUUCCACUACAGAAAUAGCAUCUGGAAUCUCAGCUAACUUAGAAAUUUGUAUUCCUUCGAAAUUCCACGCGGAUGGUGUUUUAGAAGAGGAAAAAUCUCCCACUCUGGUAGUGAAAACGAUUUGUAAUCCAAAGGAUGAAACAACUCUCUAUUCGAAAGUAGCUUCUAAGAGUGCAAUAAGUCUUCCAACGAAAGAGAUCACUGGUGGCUCUUUGAAAAGAGAAAAAACUGCUCCUCCAGAACCAGGGACUACAUCGAGUUCAAAGGGCGAUACAAUUUCUCCUCCAAAAAAAUCCACUGGAGCCAUUCCAAAGAGAGUGACCUCUAUCCCUCUAAAACCACCAAGAAUUUCUGCGCCAAAAAGCGAGUCAGCUCCCGCUACAGAAGAGGCCAUUAUAGCCACUGUGGAGGAAGAAACUGUUUUUACCGUUCAAAAAAGCACUGGAGCCAUCCCGAAGAAAGAACCAACAUUUCUUCCCCAAGCGGCAACAGUUCCAACUCCAAAGGGAAGACCAGAUCUCGUUUCGAAACUACCCACAGCUUCCGUUUCGAAAAGAGAAACAGGCAGUCACCAAAAAGUGAUUAAAACUUCCUCUUCAAAGGGAAAAUUAGCUUCUCCUCGGAAAUUGGUAACAGUCUCCACACCAAAGGAUGAAACAGAUAUACAUUCGGAAGUGGCCACAAUCUCCACAUAUGAGGAAGAAACGCUUCCGUCCCUUAAAAAACCUACGGGAGCCAUACCCAAGGAAGUAAAAUCAGCCUCUUUGAAAAAACCAACUGGAGCCAUUCCAAAGGGAGACACUGGGAUCAUCCGGAAGAGAGAAGCACCUCCACUUCCACCGAGAAGGGCUAUUUCUAAACCAACACCGGAAAUCCCCCCGAAACCCGCUGUCACAAUUCCGGAAGAGAAAGUUGGUCUUAUCCCGAAACACUCAGGAGCGAUACCGAGGAGAAAAACCACUCUUCCUCCUAAGACCGUGGAAGAGACGACAGCUACGGUUUCGGACUCAGCAACUGCAGCCUCUUCGAAAGAAACUACUAUCGAAAAAGAGGGAGAAGCUGCUGAGAAGACCGCAGCUGAUGAUACUCCGAAAAAAGACGCUAAGAAAACAACAACGUCCAAGCAAAAACGAGCGCCCGAUGACCCUAUUUUCGUCUAUAUCGGAUGCUGUUCGGACGUCGUUCUACUGGACCCAAAGAAGAGAGAAGAACACUUCAUGGGUUACUUGACGAUAAGAAAACGUCGGAGAAAAUCCCAAGAGCUGAGCUCUAUUCGCCGUGAACAGCUGCUUACGGAAUAUCUGUCUCGUAGCGUAUCCGACUACUUGCACCGUAACGCCGGCGAAUGGAAAUUUAACGCCUUCUAUUUCGACAAACUGGCCGGGGGACGUGGUCUCCCAGCCCUCUGUCUCCAUUUGUUCGAAGAACAUGGAUUGAUGGAGCACUUCAAUCUCGACAUUGUAAAAUGCUGGAAAUUAUUCACUCUCUUCGAGUCUGGAUAUCACAGCACCAAUCCCUAUCAUAACUCUAUUCACGCUACCGAUGUAACACAAGCGAUGCACUGCUUCCUGUUACAGGGUUCAAUCAGGGCGUUCAUUCGCCCGGUUGAAAUUAUAGCGUGCUUGCUAUCAGCAAUCGCGCACGAUAUUUUUCAUCCGGGUGUUAAUCAAGGCUUCCUGAUUGCAACCUGCAACCAUCUAGCAGAUCUAUACAGGAUACUCGAAGGGACAUCAGAGAACUUUUCCGUAUUGGAAAGCCAUCAUUGGCGUGCCGCUCUUAGUUGCAUCAUCGAGAGCGGUCUCUUGGAAGAAAGACCAGAUCUCCAAGAAGAGUUGAAGAUACAUUUAAAAGUGUUAAUCAUGGCGACAGACAUCACACGCCAGCACGAUUAUUUAAGUCGUUUUAAGAAAUUAUUAGACACAAAUACGCUGGAUAUGAGAAACCAGGAGCACCGAAUCCUGGUGCUCCAGAUCGCCUUGAAGUGCGCCGACAUUUCUAACCCGUGUCGGCCGUGGUCGGUCAGCCAGAAAUGGAGCGUCAAGGUUUGUGAGGAAUUCUUCCGUCAGGGAGACUACGAGAAGAUGCUCGAUCUACCUGUCACGCAACUAUGCGACAGAGACUCAACGUCGAUCCCCAAAAUACAAACCGGCUUCUUUAAAUUUAUCGUCACUCCCCUUAUAACGGAGUGGAACCGAUUCUUGGACAGCAAGCUGUCGAGUGAAAUGCGAGCGAAUCUCAAUUACAACGAAGUGCAGUGGGAACUAUUGAUGACCGAAGAGGUGGGGAGAGAGACGAGGCUCACUAUAAACGAAAUGGAGCGAAGAGUCGAAACGCUGAAGCCGCUUUCGGACACUAGCUACAAAAUACAUUUGACAGUGUACCCGCGACGCGCUUCCGCUGAUCCCGCUGGAUCUGAUGCAGCGACCGUUCUAGAACAAAUGCAAAAGUCUCCAGUGACAGUCACUGAAGAAUCCGGUAGAGGUUUAACAGAAGAUGAUCGCCAAGCGAUAGCUCGUGCCCUCCCCGCUGACGGCAGUUCUGUAACGCAAAGAUCAGAGCUGUCAGACCAGGAUGCCACACCAACCACACCGGUAUUCCUAAAGUGCUCCCUGAAAGUCACGAAAGGCAAGCAGAAGGAAGCGAUCAGGUCUGACGACGACAUGCUGCCGUCGAGGGAAACGCAGUCCCAACGGCGAGGCUCCGCCCCGGCGCCGAUCUGCCCCACAGAACUGAGAGGCGGUCCGUCUCGUGCCCGCGACGCUGGCUCGCGGCGCCGCGCCAGCCCGGUCGGUACCUGCCAACAGUGGCUGGCCCGCGCCAUGCCACGACGUAGUUCCUUACCCGUUGAGGUGAUGACAGGUAUAUCCUCUCGAUGAAGUGGGACCCUCAAAGUAAAUGUGAGGGUUCGAAGGAGCAGGGUGUCUGAAGCACGAGCCCCCCCGAAAACUUUGGAUGAUGUUUCCCUGAGAUUAAGUGUUCAAGAAAAAAAAAAAAAAAAACAUUUUAGUUUAGUGAGAUGGCAGUUAUUAAUCGUAUGUGUUGUCUCCGGGUUUUUUUGUUGUUGUUGUUGUGGUUUUCUAGUUUUACGGACUUCGCUGAUAUAAAUAGUUGGUGUUUAAUAUAUUAAUAUACCGUAUUGAUAUGAAACGAUCGUUCAGUGUGUGUCAGGCUUUAAAGUACGUAUUAAAUUUUUCGUAUUAAUUCAAUUCGUUAACUCGUUCAUAUUAUACAAAAUUAGCCACGAGUUGUUUAUGGUUAAGGUCGUUGCAAAUGCAGUGAGUAUA
Molecule: messenger RNA, 4109 nt
Organism: Bombyx mandarina (wild silkworm)
Lineage: Eukaryota; Metazoa; Arthropoda; Insecta; Lepidoptera; Bombycidae
Biological process (GO): signal transduction
Molecular function (GO): 3',5'-cyclic-nucleotide phosphodiesterase activity
Source: RefSeq, a predicted model, not a curated record